CUUUGCCAAAAAAUUUACCCUCAAACACAAGGGCACUUUGUAACACAGUACUUUAACCAACCAACGCUAUCCAUAUCCCUCUCGUAGCGAGCAUUGCUCAAUCCACAACAAUGGCUACAACCCCUUCUCUUCUACACUCUUCUGCCUCUUCCUUUCUCUCUCAAUUUCGAGCUUUACCAACUCAAUUUUCUUCCUCUUCGUUGUUAUGUCAUGGAAACAACAGAGUGGUGUCUGUGAAAGCUGAUGCUUCUGGUGCUGUUUUGGUUGAGAAAUCUGAAGCAGAGACUGUUUAUAGACUCAAAACAACUUACAAUGACAAAAUUGUUCCUUUGCUUAUGGAAGAAUUCUCUUACACUAAUAUUCAUCAGGUGCCUAAAGUUAAGAAGAUUGUGGUAAACUGUGGUAUUGGAGAAGCUGCACAAAAUGCAAAAGGUUUGGAUGCAGCAAUACUUGAUCUAGCACUGAUCACUGGGCAGAGACCUGUUAAGACUCGGGCGAGGAAUUCCGUUGCCACCUUCAAGAUCAGGGAAGGUCAACCACUUGGGAUUGCUGUGACACUCAGAGGAAAAAUAAUGUACUCAUUCCUAGACCGUGUUAUCAACUUAGGACUUCCUAGGACAAGAGAUUUUCAAGGUGUGAAUAUCAGCAGCUUUGACGGGAAUGGAAAUUACAACAUUGGUAUUAAGGACCAAACUGUGUUCCCAGAGCUGAAAUCUGGUAUUGGUACACCUAGAGGAAUGGAUAUCUGCAUCUCAACAACUGCUAAAACUGAUCAAGAAGGACAAAAAUUAUUGGCUCUCAUGGGUAUGCCCUUCAGAGAGGGAGUUGAAGUUACCCAAAUAGUUCGCAAAAAGAAGUUGAAAUCUCAUCAUUUUGAUCCAAAAUCAAAGGGUAGAGGAGACAGAGCAAAGAAGUAAACUCAUUUUUAUUCAUGCAAGAUCAGAGAUAAUAAUGAACUAAGGUUGUAAUCAGAAGAUAGAUUGUGUUGUACCCCUUGUUUCGUUCAGAUGUAAUGUAAUAUUAUUGAUUCUUUUUGUAAAAGAUGUGGAUGUUUUCAUGUUGCCAUCAAUCACGUUAUUAUAUGGUUGUAUGAUGAUCAUGCAGAUCUUGCUUGCUUUCUGAUUUCUAUUGUUUUCUAAAUUAUUUGGCUA
This is a messenger RNA of Medicago truncatula (barrel medic), 1151 nucleotides long. Its product is annotated as 50S ribosomal protein L5, chloroplastic. Gene Ontology annotation, cellular component: ribosome. The transcript is spliced from 3 exons. The record is from RefSeq and is a predicted model, not a curated record. Bases 111 to 917 code for a protein of 268 amino acids. Lineage: Eukaryota; Viridiplantae; Streptophyta; Magnoliopsida; Fabales; Fabaceae. Gene Ontology annotation, biological process: translation. Gene Ontology annotation, molecular function: structural constituent of ribosome.